Messenger RNA from Ipomoea triloba (trilobed morning glory), 1495 nucleotides. RefSeq lists its product as uncharacterized. NCBI's taxonomy places the organism in Eukaryota, Viridiplantae, Streptophyta, Magnoliopsida, Solanales, Convolvulaceae. The transcript is spliced from 3 exons. Bases 220 to 1338 code for a protein of 372 amino acids. The record is from RefSeq and is a predicted model, not a curated record.
GUACCUGCAGUGUAUCUGUGAACUGCCACUGCCACCAUUGAAGCUUAGCUAGAAGAAGAAAAACGAUGGUGACACGUAAAACCCAUUUCCCGUUUCCCUUCUCUCUUUACAUCUAUCAUUCAACGGAGAAAUUUGAAACCGAUUUCUCUUUCUUUCUCUGCGUUUAUCAUUUGCCUGAAACUUGAAAGAGAGAGAGAGAGAGAGAGAGAGAGCACAAAAAUGUCGAAGAGAACGAGGGGAAGAGGUAGAGGUGCGGCGUCCAGGAAGAGGGGUGGACUUGAAGGUGGAGUAGGAAUAAUGGAGGAUUUGCUGGAUAUUUCACCCAAACAACCUUCACCGUCAUCGCCGCCGCCGUCGCCACCUCCGGGGUUUUCCUCUCUGACUACUCAAACUGUCUGCCGUGGAUAUGUUACUCGCCAGGCAAAGGCAUCAGGGUUUGCACGCUGUGGUGCACUCAGAUCAUUGCCUUCUACCACGAAGCGUGCCCAACGUAUUAUUCCAGCACCCAAAGAGAUACAUAAUGAUGCUGCUCCACAUAAUCUCCCAUUGGAUUUUGAGCACCAAACAGAGGCAACAGAUUUCCACACUACUACUGUCUUAUGCAAGCCUGCUGCUGAUGAUGCAACACUAGUAGUACAUAGACAACCAGAAAACUACGAAACUUGCAAGAGUGUUGCUGAUCAUUCAACGCGAUCUGAUAACUUUAACCUCACACAGAUCCUACACCUUGUAGACUCUGAUGAUGAGGAAGUUAGCUCAGCAGCGAAUGAUUUUCUGGUAACGGUUGAAGGGGGGUACAGGGUGAGGCCCGAAAGCGCACCUCUUAUCAGGGAAAUCUUUGCGAGGUAUGGGGAUAUUGUGAAGGGAAGUGCCCUGCAAUCUGUUGAAUACCGUUCUUCUUUCCUGGAGAGCAUAUGCAGCAUAUACCUGAGAUUGGACACGAUGAACCUACUGGAUAUUGCUGCUGGGGAGCUCAAAUCCAUGCUCAAUCUAGUCAGUGAUCUUGAACUGGCAAAGGUGGAAAUUGGGUGGCUUCAUUGCAGGGUGGAACAGAUUUAUGAAGCAAAGAAGUCCUUGAUGGAAGCUGGGAGCUUGAAGGCAACGAAGACGAAGGCUCUUCAAGAGAUGGAAGGGAAGAAGAAGGCAGUGGCUGACACGAAACAGGAGUUGGAGUGUUGCUUGGAGGCAUGCCGGGCCCUGCAGAGGAAACUCACAGAACUUGAAGACGAUGUUGGGACUGCAGGGGUCGAGAUGGACAAAAUCACUGAAAGGUAUUCAAAUAUAAAGUCCAAAGUGCAACGUUUCUACCGCCAUCCUUUGGUUAGCAACCUGCUUUGAUAAAGUCCAAAGUGCAACGUUUCUACCGCCAUCUAAAUAUUUGCAUCGACUCUUCAAUUCCUGUUGUACAAGUUCUAUAGCCAACUGAUGAGUUUGUUGAUAGAAUGAAUGCAUCCUUAUGCUUCUGUGCAUUCCAAUCUGCAGUAGCUUUCUGCUC